Molecule: messenger RNA, 1697 nt
Organism: Cryptomeria japonica (Japanese cedar)
Lineage: Eukaryota; Viridiplantae; Streptophyta; Pinopsida; Cupressales; Cupressaceae
Product: UDP-glycosyltransferase 72B1
Exons: 1
Coding region: 71-1447 (458 amino acids)
Molecular function (GO): UDP-glycosyltransferase activity
Source: RefSeq, a predicted model, not a curated record
GAGGCUGCUACAAAUACAGCUUGUGCCUUACAGCACACAAUUCCAGUAGCACUACCUCUCUCUGCCUUUGAUGGAGAAGCCACAUCUCGCCAUUUUUCCCCUCAGCGCGGGUAUGGGGCAUUUCCUUCCAUUAGCUGAGUUUGCUAAGCGUCUCUGUGAGUUUCAUGGCUUCUCCAUCACCCUCAUCAUCACCAAGUGGAUGUGGACUUCUCAGCAGCCCCCUCUUCUGCAACGAUUGGCCUCCUCUGCUCUCGACAUACGCAUUACAGAGAUUCCUCACAUCACUGAGGAUGAAGAUGAGCAAAACAUGAAAUUGACAACGCGCAUUUCCAACUUCAUUCUGAAAGCAGAGCCAUACAUUGAAGAUGUUCUGCAAUCGCAGCGAUCAUUUUCGCCCAUCUCUGCUUUUAUCACAGACCUCUUCUGUACGGAACUGCUCGACGUUACCACAAAGCUGAAGAUGCCAAGUUAUUUAUUCGUGCCGUCCUCUGCUGCUUUUGUUUGCUUCAUGUUACAUCUUCCAAAGCUCGUUUCGGAGAUGAACGUUUCAUUUAGAGACGCCAAUUUCGAAGUAGAGAUACCGGGGUUACCGCCGAUUCCUGCUAGAGAUCUGCCGAUUCAGGACAGCUCGGAUUCCUUGUGUACUUGGUUUGUCCACCAUUCCUCCCGCUUCAAGGAAGCAUCUGGAGUUCUCAUAAACACCUUUGCUGAGCUGGAGGAGGAAGCCAUGAAAACCCUUAGCACCCCUGAAACGCCCUCCAUCUAUCCGAUAGGUCCCUUGAUGCUCACAGAAUCUGAUACCCCUGACGACACCAGCUGUCUGAAAUGGCUGGAUGAGCAGCCUCCCUCGUCUGUUCUGUUUGUGUCCUUCGGAAGCGCAGGCGUUUUGUCCAGCGAGCAAAUUACAGAUCUGGCAUUUGGACUUGAAGCCACCGGCCACCGGUUCCUAUGGGUGCUGCGCGGGCACAAAUCUGGGGACUCUUCUUCUCUUGAAACUGACAUUUCUCAGCUUUUACCGGAGGGUUUUCAGAGUCGAACCGGGGACCGUGGGCUUGUGGUUCUUAAUUGGGCCCCCCAGGUAGCGGUUCUUUCUCACCCCUCUACUGGGGGCUUCCUUUCUCAUUGCGGGUGGAAUUCUACGUUGGAAAGCAUCUCUCACGGAGUCCCAAUGAUCGCUUGGCCUCUGUAUGCCGAACAGGGAAUGAACAAGGUCAUACUGGUGAAGCAGAUUAAGGUAGCCAUAGAUUUGAAGAUGGACAAGAAGGGAUUUGUGAAGAGAGAAGAAGUGGAGAGAGCGGUGAGGGAAUUGAUGGAAGGAGAGGAGGGAAGAAAGGCGAGGGAGAAAAUGAAAGAGUUGAAGGGCAAAGCCAAGAUUGCUAUGACGGAAGGAGGGAGCACAAUCAAGGCCACAGCCCGUGCAGCCACAGAUUUGUCAGCCUCAACUUAAAACGUAAAAUAAUGAUAUAUAUUUUAGUAGGUUAAACACAGCAAGUCGGGAAACACUAAGAUACUCCUCGAAACUCUACUAGCAGAUCAAUAAUGGUGAUGUAUUUUGUUUUAGCAUAGAUUCUUCUAUUGUAUCAGUGACUGCUAUGUAUCUGAAACCAUCAUUAGUAAAAGCAUUAGGCCUCUGCACAAAUGAUGCAUGGUAUUUUGAAGUUGAGAAAUCUAUUAGUAAAUCACAGAGUUUUAGAUCA